This is a messenger RNA of Mya arenaria, 3189 nucleotides long. RefSeq names its product sodium/glucose cotransporter 4-like. Gene Ontology annotation, biological process: transmembrane transport. The transcript has 15 exons. The coding region runs from base 91 to 2034 and encodes 647 amino acids. Gene Ontology annotation, molecular function: D-glucose:sodium symporter activity. The record is from RefSeq and is a predicted model, not a curated record. NCBI's taxonomy places the organism in Eukaryota, Metazoa, Mollusca, Bivalvia, Myida, Myidae. Gene Ontology annotation, cellular component: plasma membrane.
UGAAAAGAGAUAGGUGCACUUAAGUUGAGUGAACAUUAAUGACUUAAACAUUUACAAGCCCAUGUAUAGAUUUAAAGAGAUUUAACAAACAUGGUAGCCACCUCGCUACAUUGGGGAGAUAUUCUCGUCAUUCUUGGAUAUUUUGCGGCCGUUAUAUUUGUAGGGUUAUGGUCGUCAUGUCGGAACAGGGGCAGCAUUCAGGGAUAUUUCCUGGCCGGGCGAAGCAUGCACUGGAUACCGAUCGGAGCCUCCCUAUUCGCCAGUAACAUCGGGAGCGGCCACUUUGUCGGUCUGGCUGGCUCAGGGGCUUCCAAUGGCAUCGGUAUUGCUGUCUUCGAGCUCAACGCUAUAUUCAUUCUCAUAUUGCUCGGCUGGUUGUUCGUUCCAGUCUACAUAGCAUCUGGCGUGUUCACAAUGCCUGGAUACCUGAAGCUCCGCUUUGGUGGACAGAGGAUCCGGAUUUACCUCGCUGGUCUUGCCCUUCUGCUGUACGUCUUCACCAAAAUAUCAGCGGACCUGUACUCUGGGGCUUUGUUCAUGACCGAAGCAAUCGACAUGAACUUGUACCUGGCUGUCAUCAUACUUCUUAUAGUGGCAGCCAUUUUCACAAUUGGAGGCGGUCUGACUGCUGUGAUCUGGACAGACUUCGCUCAAGUUAUCAUCAUGGUGGUCGGAGCCUUCAUUCUCAUGAUCAUGAGUUUUAUUGAAAUUGGUGGGUACGAAGAAACUGUGAAGAGAUAUUUUGAGGCGUGGCCUAACACCACCCGUCUAAACUACGGCGACUCGAACUACUCCUAUUGGAAAUGCGGUAUCCCACCGGAGAACUCUAUGAACCUGAUUCGAUCCGCCGAUGACGGUUCCCUGCCUUGGCCCGGAAUCAUGUUUGGGCUGACCAUCUCGUCAGUAUGGUACUGGUGCUCGGAUCAGGUGAUAGUUCAGCGUGCCCUCGCAGCCAAGGAUCUGUCCAAUGCAAAGGCGGCCACGAUAUUUGCCGGCUACCUGAAAUUCCUUCCCCUCUGGCUACUCGUGUUCCCCGGGAUGAUUUCCAGGAUCAUGUUCCCUGACGAGGUUGGUUGUGCAGACCCAGAUAUCUGUGAAAAUGUGUGCGGAUCGCGGGCGGGCUGUACCAACAUCGCGUUCCCGAGGCUUGUCCUAAAAGUUAUGCCAACCGGACUCAAAGGUCUGAUUCUGGCGGUGAUGAUGUCUGCUCUGAUCUCAUCGCUGACCUCCGUAUUCAACUCCUCCUCCACUAUCUUCACCAUGGACAUCUGGCGCCGUUUCCGGAAGCACGCAACAGACAUCGAACUCAUGAUCGUUGGCAGAGUAUGUGUGUUGGUGAUGGUGGUGAUCUCCGUGGUAUGGAUCCCUAUCGUGCAGAACUUUGGUGAGCUGUUCCAUUACAUUCAGGCCAUCACAAGCUUCCUGGCACCACCCGUGUGUGCCGUCUACGUGCUCGCCAUCUUCUGGAGGAGAACCAACGAACCGGGCGCGUUCUGGGGUCUGAUGGUUGGCCUUCUGGUGGGGCUGAUCCGGUUCGCGUGGGAGUACGCGUACUCCGUUCCACCGUGUGGAGAUGAACAAGACGACAAACGGCCCUCCAUCAUCAAGGACGUUCAUUACCUCCACUUUGGCUGCAUCCUGUUCGCCAUCUGCAUGAUCGUCACCGUGGUUGUUAGUUUGCUUACCAAACCAAUUGAAGAUGUGCAUUUGCACCGUCUGUUGUUCUGGAACCGGUUUAGCACCGCUAAGCGGGAAGACAUUGAAGUUGAAGAGCACGCCGAUAAGAAUGCAAAGGGCCCGCACAUAUUCGGUUCCGGCGGUGAAUACGAGGACCAGCCGUGGUACAACAAAGCUGGCCAAUGGAUUUGCGGCAUCGAGAAACACGAGCAACAGGAGAUGUCGCCCGAGGAAAAGGAAAUCUUCGAGAGGAAACAACAGUCGAUACGCGAGACGAAGAGAUGGAAGCUGAUUCUCAACGUGAACGCCGUGGCGCUUAUGACCCUUGCCGUGUUCCUGUGGGGGUUCUAUGCAUAGUUGAUGUGACGUUCGGCGUCUAUCUGUGGGGAUUCAUGCUGAGUUAGCGUAGAAAUAGUAGAAAUAGCGUUCCUCGUUUUUAUGAGGAUUUUAUAAUGGAUAGUUGAAGCCAUAUUCCGGUACUGAUUCGAACAAAAAGAACAAUUUGCAGUAUGUACAUACUUUUAAAAGGAUAAUUCCGACACAGAUCAAUCUCCAUCAUACAUACAUCAUUACAUGUAUUGUAAUUAGCAGAAUGCUUUUGAAGGCAAAGAAGUGUGUGCAGUUAAAUGCGUUUGAUGCAAAUAAUCUUUAAGACGCUUAAAAGGGAAUUUGUACAAUUUAGACAACGAUCUGAAUAGUGCUAUUAAAUGUAAGGAUAAUUUCUCAAAAUAACUUGAAUAUUCUCAUAGGGUAAACAUAAGCGAGUUAAGAUGUAGUACAAUUCACUGAUCGAAUAUGAAAUCCAUCGUCACCAAAUUAUAGCGACUCCAUGUGAAUGUUUUUGGAUAAAUAAUGUUCUUUCUUUUUGUCGAUAUGUACUACAAAUUAUUAGCAUAUCAAAAUAUAUUUAGGUCUAGCUUAGGGUGGACAUUAGAAUGGUAUAUAAAAUGUAGAUCUUGUGUCGCCUUUGUAAAUGGUGCUAAAGCUUGCAAUCAAACUUACAUGGAUAUCUGUAUUGCAAUCAGUCUCGCUAUCACAGUUAUUUUCAUAUGUGUUUGAAAAGGAUAGAAUUAUGUAGGUAGUUUCGCUUUUAAUGGCAAAUUUAGUCUCAUAUUCUUUCACGCCUACUAAACGCCUGUUCCACCAAUUAUCGUUGGUGGUAGAGACGAGCUGGCGAAACUUCCGUCUUUAGUAAAAAUGUUCUUACACGGUACCACUUUCUCCGAUUAACGAAAUAUAUCCAUGUAAUAAAAAUGUCAGAUGAAAAAUAAGUCAUACUCACGUGUGUACAAAUAAAGAAAAGUCGCAGCUGCACCAUGGGAGUGUUGACAGCUCAUUUCCUUUGCACUACUGAUAAGUAGUGGAGCUGGCGUUAAGUAGCCAUGUCUUUAUCGUAAAUACAUUGUACGUAUUUUUUAUAUAUUUUUAUAUUUAACCAGUUGCCUUUUUACUAAAGCAUAUCAAUUGUAUACAUAUCAUUUAAAACAUGUUCAUAAUAAAGUCUCAAAUUGU